AGUUCCGGUGUUUUGGUGUCGCGGCGGCUCCUUCCCGGAGUCUGUCCCGUAUCCCGGCGGUGCUUGUGGCUCCUGCCUCGCGAGCCGGCUAUGGGGGAGGCAGAGAAGUUCCACUACAUCUACAGCUGCGACCUGGACAUCAACGUGCAGCUGAAGAUAGGAAGCUUGGAAGGGAAGAGAGAACAAAAGAGCUACAAAGCUGUCCUAGAAGAUCCGAUGUUAAAAUUUUCCGGGCUGUACCAGGAGACAUGCUCUGACCUCUAUGUGACCUGUCAAGUUUUUGCUGAAGGGAAGCCUCUAGCCUUACCAGUCAGAACAUCCUACAAGGCAUUUAGUACAAGAUGGAAUUGGAAUGAAUGGCUAAAACUCCCCGUGAAAUACCCUGACCUGCCCAGGAAUGCCCAAGUGGCCUUGACUAUAUGGGAUGUGUAUGGACCAGGAAAAGCCGUGCCGGUGGGAGGAACAACUGUAUCACUCUUUGGAAAAUAUGGCAUGUUUCGCCAAGGAAUGCAUGACUUGAAAGUCUGGCCUAACGUGGAGGCAGAUGGCUCAGAACCCACAAGAACUCCUGGCAGGACAAGCAGCACACUCUCAGAAGACCAGAUGAGCCGCCUCGCCAAGCUUACCAAGGCUCAUCGGCAAGGACACAUGGUCAAAGUGGAUUGGCUGGACAGAUUAACGUUUAGAGAGAUAGAAAUGAUAAACGAGAGCGAGAAACGAAGCUCCAACUUCAUGUACUUGAUGGUUGAGUUCCGCUGUGUCAAGUGCGAUGAUAAGGAGUAUGGUAUUGUGUACUAUGAAAAGGAUGGUGAUGAGUCAUCUCCAAUUUUAACAAGUUUUGAGUUAGUGAAAGUUCCUGAUCCUCAAAUGUCUAUGGAGAAUUUAGUGGAAAGCAAACACCACAAGCUUGCUCGGAGUUUAAGAAGUGGACCGUCUGACCACGACCUCAAACCCAAUGCUGCCACAAGAGACCAGCUAAAUAUUAUUGUGAGUUAUCCACCAACCAAGCAGCUCACAUAUGAAGAACAAGAUCUUGUCUGGAAGUUUAGAUAUUAUCUUACCAAUCAAGAAAAAGCUUUGACAAAGUUCUUGAAGUGUGUUAAUUGGGACCUGCCCCAGGAGGCCAAGCAGGCCCUGGAGCUUCUGGGAAAAUGGAAGCCUAUGGACGUGGAGGACUCCUUGGAGCUGCUUUCCUCACAUUAUACCAACCCAACCGUGAGGCGGUACGCGGUGGCCCGCUUGCGGCAGGCCGACGAUGAGGAUUUGCUGAUGUACUUACUGCAGCUGGUCCAGGCUCUGAAGUAUGAAAACUUUGAUGACAUAAAGAACGGUUUGGAACCUACCAAGAAGGACAGUCAGGCUUCAGUGUCAGAAAGUCUGUCAACUUCUGGAACCAGUUCGGCAGAAAUAGAUAGCUCCCAGAUUCUAACCAACCCUCUUCCUCCGGUGUCCUCCCCUCCUCCUGCAUCUAAAUCAAAAGAAGUUUCAGAUGGGGAAAAUCUAGAGCAAGAUCUGUGUACCUUCCUGAUAUCAAGAGCCUGUAAGAACUCAACGCUGGCUAAUUAUUUGUACUGGUACGUGAUCGUGGAGUGUGAGGAUCAGGACACACAACAAAGAGACCCGAAGACUCAUGAGAUGUACCUGAGCGUCAUGAGGAGAUUCAGCCAAGCCUUGCUCAAGGGUGACAAGUCAGUCAGAGUCAUGCGCUCCCUGCUGGCGGCACAGCAGACCUUUGUGGACCGGCUGGUGCAUCUGAUGAAGGCUGUUCAGCGGGAGAGCGGAAACCGCAAGAAAAAGAACGAGAGGCUUCAAGCAUUGCUUGGAGAUAAUGAAAAAAUGAACUUGUCAGACGUGGAGCUGAUCCCAUUGCCAUUAGAGCCACAGGUGAAAAUCAGAGGGAUCAUACCAGAGACAGCCACACUGUUUAAGAGUGCUCUUAUGCCUGCACAGCUGUUCUUCAAGACAGAAGACGGAGGCAAAUACCCAGUUAUUUUCAAGCACGGAGAUGACUUGCGUCAAGAUCAGCUGAUUCUUCAGAUCAUCUCUCUCAUGGACAAGCUGCUACGGAAAGAAAAUCUGGAUUUGAAAUUGACGCCUUACAAGGUAUUAGCCACCAGUACAAAGCAUGGCUUCAUGCAGUUCAUCCAGUCAGUUCCUGUUGCUGAAGUCCUUGACACGGAGGGAAGCAUACAGAACUUUUUCAGGAAACAUGCCCCAAGUGAGACUGGACCCUAUGGCAUCAGUGCUGAAGUCAUGGACACGUACGUCAAAAGCUGCGCUGGCUACUGUGUGAUUACGUACAUUCUUGGAGUUGGAGACCGGCACCUGGAUAACCUUCUGUUAACAAAAACAGGCAAACUCUUCCACAUAGAUUUUGGGUAUAUCUUGGGCCGAGAUCCAAAGCCCCUCCCUCCUCCAAUGAAGCUGAAUAAAGAGAUGGUGGAAGGGAUGGGCGGCACACAGAGCGAGCAGUACCAGGAGUUCCGAAAGCAGUGCUACACGGCCUUUCUCCACCUGCGAAGGUAUUCAAAUCUGAUUUUGAACUUGUUCUCCUUGAUGGUUGAUGCAAACAUUCCAGAUAUUGCUCUUGAACCAGAUAAAACUGUAAAAAAGGUCCAGGAUAAGUUCCGUUUGGACCUGUCAGAUGAGGAGGCUGUACACUACAUGCAGAGUCUGAUUGACGAGAGUGUCCAUGCACUGUUUGCUGCGGUGGUGGAGCAGAUCCACAAGUUUGCUCAGUACUGGAGAAAAUGAAAGUGGAUUGGGCUCAUCCUGAUAUCUGGCUCAGUAAGAAAACCCACGAGAAGCCACUGCUGUAGACGCUGAAGACAUCAGCGAAAUGGACAAGAAAGAGAGGCGUCCAGAAGUUACACUGUGGCAAAGUAAACCUUGGCAUAGAGGGUUUGUUUAAAGUGACUGUGUACAGAGCAGCAGGGCACCAUAGCUCACAUCUGUAAUUCCAGAACUCCGGAGGCUGAGGCAGGAAGAUUUGCCGCAAAUUUGAAGCCAUCCUCAGUUCCAUAACAAAUUCUGGGCCUGCCAAAAAUCAUUGUAUGUAUUUGUCUUAUAAUGUAUAAAGAUAAAAAGAGAAUUAUGUAUGUUUUUAAAAUUACAGGAAAUUCUGUUAUGAAACAGUAAAGCCUCUGGAUCUUAAAUGCCCUGUUUUCUUUUUCCAUAUGCAUAUUGAUUUGUUUUUCAAUUUUGAAGAUUUUUUUCUCCUCUCUUCCUCUCUCUUUCAUUCUCUUCCUCCCUGCCCCUAUUUUUGUUCAUUGGUUUCUGUGUAAUUUACAUAAUUUGCUUUUACAGUUUCUCCAGGUUGUAUACUCAUAGUACAUUCUUUUUACAGUUGAAUAAUUGCUUUUUUAGAAAGCUUUUAGUAGUGAGAAGCGGGGCUCGGCAGUCUGCAGCGUUGGCCCAGCCCUGACCCUGUGCUCUGUGUCCUGUCUUCCAUAGGCAGCACUGAGCAUCUCUGUAGGAGGUGGUGGAGGUGGGUGCGGCAGCUCAACGGGAGCAGGUAGGGGUCAGUUGCUUCUGCCUGUAGACAGGGCGGUACAUGGUCCAGAGAGUAGGAUAAGGGCUAAGAAGAGCAGUGAAGAGAAAACCAGUACUUAAAGAAAGGGUUAUUUCUCUUAGAACUGCCAAUAUUGAGGUUUUGUUUUAUAAACUACAGUUCACAGCUCUCCUGAGUUGCAUGUAUGUAAAAUGGAAGGUGAAAGUGUGAUGUGACUGUAGAUACUGUCACCCAACAUGAGGUCCCAUCCCACUCAUGUGACACGGUAUAUAUUAUCUUUCUGCAGUAAAUUGUAAGAGGGUUUUACGUGUAUUUGUGUAUACCUAGAGGUGGGGGCAGCAUGCCACGCGACUCGUGCGGCGGUUAGAGGACAGCUGGGAGGGGGUAGAGUCUCAUCUGCCACCUCAUGUAUUCCAGGCACCAAGCUCAGGUGGCAAGACUUGGUGGCACCCACAUUUCUUUACUCAGCGAGCCAUUUCUCUGGCCCAAUAAAUUAUUUUUCUAUGCAAA
Molecule: messenger RNA, 4021 nt
Organism: Mesocricetus auratus (golden hamster)
Lineage: Eukaryota; Metazoa; Chordata; Mammalia; Rodentia; Cricetidae
Gene: Pik3c3
Product: phosphatidylinositol 3-kinase catalytic subunit type 3
Exons: 25
Coding region: 91-2754 (887 amino acids)
Biological process (GO): autophagy of peroxisome; phosphatidylinositol-mediated signaling; autophagosome assembly
Cellular component (GO): membrane; peroxisome; phosphatidylinositol 3-kinase complex, class III, type I
Molecular function (GO): 1-phosphatidylinositol-3-kinase activity
Source: RefSeq, a predicted model, not a curated record